AGGAGAACAAGCUCGUGGUCUCGCAUGCCCACUAUGGCGUCGUCAUUUUGGUCUUGAAUGACUUUGUGCUCUUUCGAGAGCAGCAGACUGACGACAACAAAAAGCACAUUCAGAAAUGUGUCCUCCAUCCUGCGUAUCAGGAUAUAAACCAACCGACAUAUCAACAUGGAUAAGUUUCGUAUGAUGGCCCAGAUUCUCCAAUCCAACCAGGAGUCCUUCAUGAAUGGCAUAUGUGGUAUCAUGGCGUUGGCAAGCGCUCAACUCUACUCAUCUUUUGAGUUCAACUGUCCCUGUAUACCUGAGUAUAACUACUCCUAUGGGAUCAGCAUGCUGGUUAUUCCACCUAUAUGGUUCUUUAUGCUAGGUUUUGUGUUGAACAACAACGUAUCGAUGUUGGCAGAGGAAUGGAAACGGCCGAUCGGUCAGAGAAGGAAGGACCCUGCCGUCCUGCGCUACAUGUGCAUCUCCAUAUCCCAGCGUUCCCUCAUAGCACCGGCCGUGUGGAUCGCGGUAACGCUAAUGGACGGUAAAAGUUUCCUGUGUGCUUAUAGCAUGGACCUGGAUAUGACUGAGUUUUGGAAAAAUUCUAGCGGACACGGGCUUUCGGAAGAGGAUCUCACACGGAUGCUAGCCAAAAUCCCAUGCAAACAAAUAUUUGACGGGCAGAACAUCGUAUCAAGAGAGGCAGCUAGAAGAUACAUAACGUGUAUUUCACAGGCUUGUGGAUGGCUGUUCCUGAUGAUCAUAAUGAUCAUUGCAUUCUUGAUCCGAGCCAUACGUCCCUGCUUCACGCAAGCUGCCUUCCUCAAAACCAAAUACUGGUCCCACUAUCUAGACGUUGAGCGCAAGAUGUUCGACGAGACUUGCACUGAACACGCAAAAGGUUUUGCCAAGGUUUGCAUCAAGCAGUACUUCGAAGGCAUAAGCGGAGAGAUUCCCAGCUUGUCCAAUAUUUCGCCAGAUGUCGUGGAUGGCGACGAUAAACCCCCGUCUGACGAUGAUAAACUGAUGGGCGUUCGCCGGGUGGACUCUAUGAAUAAGGUGCUGUGGGACUGGCACACGUGCAAGCCUCCGCUGAAUCUAAUAAAGCCCACAGAUGCCGAUAAACAAAAUGGCGUCGGUGGCACAAAUGCUAAGAAAAAUGGAGAUUUAGGUGUUAGCCAGAAUGGUUUAAAUGGCGGUUAUGUUAAUCCAGGCCUUGAUGUUGGGCAAUGCGAAUUGGACAAGGGUUAUGACAACGCUAGCUUCAAUGCAGAUAAAAAUAGUUUAACUAGUUAUACAAAUAAUAGCACAAGACAGAAUGGAUUUACUAAUAAUGGUGGAGUCUCUUCUCAGAGCAGUGCUCAGACGAAAUCAUGGGCUGUGUAUUACUCUAAAGUCUGAGGUUAAACAACAUUUAUUUACACAAAAAAAUGUAAUAUUAUUUAUUAUACAUAUUAUACAUAUUAUUUAUUAUACAUUAUACAUAUUUUAGUAGAUGUAACCUGCACCAGCAGCACAAAAUGGAUGACAAUGCAAUAGUGGUGGACAUUUUCUGAACUAAUUUGCCAUAAUCAUUUAAAUGUUAGAAUUAGUUUAUAAAGCAGUAAGAUGAAUGUUAACUUUACUAACAUUGAUUUAAUGAAAAAAGUGGUAACAUAUUAGAAUAAGGAUGUAUUUGGUAACAUUGAGAAUUUACUAAUCUUUGUUAUUGUUAGUUAAUGCCAAUCCAGUCAUGUUAGAUCAUGGUGCAUUAACUAAUGUUUUACCUUAUUUUUAUGAAUUAAGAUGAAUAAAUGCUGUAAAAGUAUUGUUUGUUCAUGUUAGCUAAUGCAUUUUCUAAUGUUAACAAAAACAACCUUAUUUUUAUAAAUACUAUUAAAGGGUACUGCUGUACUCGUAUGAAAGACUGCACAAUAUAAAAGUAAACAGUUUAAAUAUAUAUAAAUAAUAUAUAAAUAUAUAAUGAUGAUGUGAAUUGAAGUUUGAUUACCUAUAGCAUAUAUUUAUUAUUUUUUUAAAGAGGUCUUUUAGUUUGAUAUGUACAUAACUUUGUCUUGCUUUAAAAUGUGUUAUUUUUAUAUAAUAUAUAUCUGUUAAAAUGUAUAAUGCAUGCCUUCAUCUAGGCCAGGGGUAUUCAAAUCAGGACCCCAAAACAAUUCUGAGAAUUUUAGGUAAUUCUUCACAAAUGGUUCAUCAUGUUUGGGGGUCCUUGGCAUUAAAGUUUGAAAACCCCUGAUUUAGGCUACCAAAGACAAAAUCCAAAUUAAAGAUUUUAAAUCGCAUGUUGUUUCACUCUUAGCCACCAGAGCGCACAAUACUCACUGUUGAAAUUCAUAUUAAAAGCAUUAUUUCUCAACAGUGGCAUUGCA
Messenger RNA from Paramisgurnus dabryanus, 2351 nucleotides. It is a transcript of the gene calhm1b, whose product is annotated as calcium homeostasis modulator 1b. Gene Ontology annotation, molecular function: monoatomic cation channel activity. Lineage: Eukaryota; Metazoa; Chordata; Actinopteri; Cypriniformes; Cobitidae. Gene Ontology annotation, cellular component: plasma membrane. The record is from RefSeq and is a predicted model, not a curated record.